AGUGCCCCCGCUGCGCCGCCCUCGCUUCGGCUCGCCCCGCCUGCCUUAGCCCCGCUCGGGAGGGCGGAAGAACCGAGGCUACAAUGAGGAUCUCGCUGCCCGCAGAGAGAGACUGAGGAGCCUGAAUUUGCUGCGAAAAGGGUGGGAGGAAGUCCCAGGAAUGAACGGGAACGGACACCCGGGCGGGAGUCUGUGAGCCGCGGAGCGGGCGUUCCGGGAGCUAGAGCUCAGCCAGAGGAGAGACCUGGGCCUGCCUGCCCCCUUGUUUUGAAGCCACAGAACCUUUGUACAUGAGGAAGACCUAAGCCCAGAGAUGGAAUUUUGGUUUGCGUUCCUCUUCUUGGGAAUUUUCUCAUUGUCUGAUUCUGCCCGAGGCCCUCCGAGGAUCUCCGACCGGGUGGCCCCCAGGCAGUCGGCGAGGCUGGGGAGGACCAUCAAACUCCUGUGCCCUGUGGAAGGGGACCCGCCCCCUCUCACCAUGUGGACUAAGGACGGGCGCACCAUCCACAGUGGCUGGGCCCGCUUUCGGGUGCUCCCCCAGGGCUUGAAAAUCAAGGAAGUGGAACGAGGGGAUGCUGGAACCUACGUGUGCAAGGCCACCAAUGGCUUCGGCAGCCUGAGUGUCAACUACACGCUCAUCGUGAUGGAUGAUGUCACCGUGGGGAAGGAGAACCCCGGACCCGAAGGCUCCAAUGGUGAACAGGAGGACGCAUCCGGCAAACAGUGGGCCCGACCUCGAUUCACACAGCCCUCCAAAAUGCGGCGGAGGGUGAUCGCCCGGCCCGUGGGCAGCUCUGUACGUCUCAAGUGUGUGGCCAGCGGCCACCCACGACCGGACAUCAUGUGGCUGAAGGAUGACAAGACCUUGACACCUCAGGAAGUUGGUGAGAACAAGAAAAAGAAGUGGACACUCAACCUGAAGAACCUGAAGCCUGAGGACAGUGGAAAAUACACAUGCCGGGUCUUUAACCGUGCUGGCGAGAUCAACGCCACCUACAAAGUGGAAGUUAUCCAGCGGACCCGCUCCAAGCCCAUCUUGACGGGCACCCACCCUGUGAACACCACCGUGGACUUCGGCGGGACGACGUCCUUUCAGUGCAAGGUGCGCAGCGACGUGAAGCCCGUGAUCCAGUGGCUCAAGCGGGUCGAGUAUGGCACAGAGAGCAAGUACAACUCCACCAUCGAUGUGGGCGGCCAGAAGUUUGUCGUGCUCCCCACGGGCGACGUGUGGUCCCGGCCCGACGGCUCCUACCUCAAUAAGCUCAUGAUCACCCGCGCCCGGCAGGAGGACGCGGGCAUGUACAUCUGCCUGGGAGCCAACACGAUGGGCUACAGCUUCCGAAGUGCCUUCCUCACCGUGCUGCCAGACCCCAAGCCCCCCAGUGGCCCAGCGGCUCCCUCGUCCACCAGCAGCCUGCCUUGGCCAGUGGUGAUUGGCAUCCCGGCCGGCGCCGUCUUCAUCUUGGGCACCGUGUUGCUGUGGCUGUGUCAGACCAAGAAGAAGCCGUGUUCCCCGCCCCCGGCGGCGCCAGGCCACCGGCCAGCUCCUCGGGACCGAGCCGGCCUGGCUGCCAUGCCUGACAAGGACUGCCUGACCUCGGGACACUAUGAGGAUUACGGGGUGGGCGGUCAGCCGCAGCUGCCCCCACCAGCACAGCAGCACCUGCUGGGCCAGGGCCCCGGACCCACCACCAAGCUGUACCCUAAGCUCUAUACAGACAUCCACACCCACACGCACACCCACUCCCACUCCCACGUGGAGGGCAAGGUUCACCAGCACAUACAUUACCAGUGCUAGGUGGUGGCGGCCAAGGCGGUGGGUUUCGAUAGCCCGGCUCUACGUAGUGGCAGGGGGCGAGCGAGUCCCCUUGGGGGGCACCCUGCCGGGACCCAUGCAGACCCCUCGUGGGGCAGGAGGUGCAGAGAAGAGCCACCGAGAUGUGGAGGGAUGCCGAGGGAGCUCCAGGAGAUGGAUGUGGACAGACUGAUGCAGACGCAACUUCCAAGACAGAGAUCCAGAGGGACUCACAGAGCUACAGAAACAGACAUACACAGCCUCAGAAAGAGAGAAUCUAUAUAAAGAGUUCUAUUUUUUUUUGUGACAUUGCAGUGAACCUAUAGUGAUGGAAUAAUGAAGGAAUCAUCCUCCCCCCGCCCCCUCUUGCUCCAAGGCAAUUAUCCUUGAUUGAUGCUUUAUUCACUUCUGCCCCAUCCCAGACCCCUCUCCCCUCACCCCUGACGUGGUGGGUGCUUCGUCAGAGGGUUCUUGGCUUUAAAGAAACAAAAGACGCCCCGUGUCCCUUCGUCCCCACUCUGUUCCGUGCCCAAAGCUGUAGAGAUACAGGGAAGGGGUUUGGUCCCCUGCGUAGAGCAAUGUGCCCUGCCUGUGCUGGGGCCAGACAGCAGAGGAGAGCUACCUCCGGCCUCGGAGCCCAGGAUGGGGUGGGGGUGGGGGUCCUGGGAGGUGGGACCCUCUAAUAGCCCCCAACAUGGCACCAUCAUCCAUUGGGAUCUCCAGACCUCCCCUGCCCCUUCCCCCCACAAUCCCCCUUGCUAUUUAUAUUUAAGAAAUUAAGAAAAUAAUAAUAAUAUUAAUAAUAAUAAUAAAAAGGAGAGCCUUCCUGAGAAUGGGCCAUGGCCCCCCAAGGUCAGCAGUGCAUCCCUUGGUGAAUGGCCAUCCGUCCUAGAGAUCGCGCCAGCCGAUGACGGCACCCAAGAAGGGUAACCCUGGGCUGCCCAUCGAGAGCCAAAGUGGAGCCAUUGAAAAAGAUGCCGGGGCCUGUUUGCCCACCUCUUCUCCCUAAGCUGGAGCUGGGUGUUAAUGCAAAGAAAACCUCCUGUUCAGCCUGGAGAGUAUCUAAGCAGGGGCCAUGUAUGUUUAAUUUAUUUUGUUUAACGUGGUCAAACAAAGUACAUGCUUUUCCUACAAGCAAGCUUUUCCCUCUGUCCAUCUGCCAGGCUAGAAAGGCAGGCCUAUUUGGGGGUCCGCCACCCCUGGGAGCGAGUGUGGAACCAGCCAGUGGGUUCACCCCCUCUGAACCCUGGGGAAAGACAGGGGAAGUAAGCUCCGGGCCAGGACUGAGGAUCUGAAUCUGGCCAAAGGCUUUGCCUCCUCAGUCUUUUCCUUUCCCUUCCUCAGACAAACAAAAAUUAGGCAAGUUUGGAUUUGGGAAAUUUGUGUGACUUUAUGAUUCUUAAAGAAAAGUUGUUAGCCAUCUCCUAACCCCCAGUCCUGGAGGAGAGUUGGCCAGGGCAGGGGAAGAGAAUGCAAGUGGGAGUGUGGCUGUGAUUGGGGGGGCGGCUGAGCUUAGCCACUAGCUAAGGGUGUAAGGGCCCUUUCGACAUGGGCAAGGCCCCCCAAAGGGAUGCUACUGAAGCCAAGGCAGGUGCUGUGUCAUCUACCAGGGUCCUAGUGCUAGAUCCAUCUCCCACCAAGCUGCAGUCCAGACCCUAAAGAGAGAGAAGGUUUCUUCCUUCUCCCCUUUCUGAGCCAUGCUGCUACCUUCCCCCCGUACCUUUUCAUCUAUCAUCUUAUUGCUCCUCAGAACAUCCCUGUGGGGUACGUGUUAAUCUCCCCAUUUUUCAGACAAGGCUGCUGAGACCUAGAGAGGGAUUGAGGUCAUAUAGCCUACUUUGUUAGAAGGAGCUUGGAGCCAGACCGCAUAGUCCAGACUUCUCCCCUAAUAUCCAAAAAUGUCUGAGAAAGAAGAAAAGUAGCUAAGAUUAUUCUGAUCGUGCCCCUGUUUCCUCCUGACCUCAGCCUCCCAUACUCCGCUCCUCUCUGCCUUGCCCCAGGUUUUAGGAUGGUGCUGCUAAAAUUGUCAUAAGCAUCUGAACCCUUGAAAAGAGACAGACUUGGGGCUCGGAAGCUGAGGUGGGAGGGACAGGCUGAGAUCCUAGGAAAAUGGGGAGGAGGGGCCCAUGUUUUUUUAUCCAAAAUAUUUCAAGAGAAGAGAAUGUAUCAAAAGGCUUAAGCAGGCAAGGGGUACCCAGGAAGCCCUCCCCGUAGCUGCUGACAGCUCAGGCAGGUCGUACUAGUCCUCAGUCCAGGGCACAAGGGGAGCCCACAGCAUGGGAGAGUUUUGUCUGACCAUCAGUUACCCUUAGCCUCUACCGGCCAAUUUGUUGCACCCUAAACAUGAAGUUAAAAUGUCUGUCUGUAUGUGUGUAUGUGUUUGUAUGUGUGUGUAUAUGUUUGUCUGUGUCUGUGUGUAAGCCCCACCAUCCGUGUUGAGACAAUCGUGUACAGUUGGCCCCUUCCUGUUCGAUGAAAGCUUUAUUGAACAUUUAUCAAUAAAUGCGUGAAGCUA
This is a messenger RNA of Antechinus flavipes (yellow-footed antechinus), 4310 nucleotides long. RefSeq names its product fibroblast growth factor receptor like 1 (gene FGFRL1). NCBI's taxonomy places the organism in Eukaryota, Metazoa, Chordata, Mammalia, Dasyuromorphia, Dasyuridae. Bases 314 to 1798 code for a protein of 494 amino acids. The record is from RefSeq and is a predicted model, not a curated record. Gene Ontology annotation, cellular component: plasma membrane. The transcript is spliced from 8 exons. Gene Ontology annotation, molecular function: fibroblast growth factor receptor activity; fibroblast growth factor binding.